This is a messenger RNA of Brassica rapa (field mustard), 1128 nucleotides long. RefSeq names its product protein PHLOEM PROTEIN 2-LIKE A6. Lineage: Eukaryota; Viridiplantae; Streptophyta; Magnoliopsida; Brassicales; Brassicaceae. The record is from RefSeq and is a predicted model, not a curated record. Gene Ontology annotation, biological process: signal transduction.
CAACAUACUUGUCAUGUUUCCUCCGCCAAUACCAAUUAUAUGUGAUUUACUUCAGCAUAGAUAAGAACACACACAACAGCAACGAUAUUCUACGUCUAAACUUUAAAUACUAACUACUGAAAACAUUUAUCAGCAGAACUCCAGAUCUCAGUCUUAAAAAAUACAUACAGUGAGGACAGUUUUAGCUAUAUUUCUGUAAAUUUACAUAUUAGGACCCUAUUCUUUUUGUAUCUAACAAAUUAAGACCCUAACUUCUUAAAGAUUUUUUUCAUAAAAAAAAAAAGCUCUGUUCAUUUGCAACCUUUGGGCACACCGCAAGAGCGGGCACUGUAUAUAUAAUAUUAUAUAAGAUAGGACUAGAAAACAUCAAUUGAUAUAAACAUAUAUUUGUUGACAAAAGAUAUAUACAUAUAUUUAUAACUAUGCACUUUUAACCUCAUUGCUGCCUAUAAAUAUGCAACUCCACAGAAACCAAAUGCUCUUGGCAAUAUAAACCUGCAGCACCCUAUUCUUCAUUGCUCACAUUCAAACUCCAGCCUAACCAACAUGAAAAAGAUCAAUAGCAAGAUCCCAGUAAAGGAUACCCUAUCUGGCCCUCCACACAACCAUAACGAUAACCAAGUGUUCAUCAACUUCCGGGGAGAGGAGCUACGCUGCAGCUUCGUGAGCCACCUUGUUGACGCAUUCAAAAGACAUGGAAUCAACUUCUUCAUAGACAAAGACGAACAAAAAGGAAAAGACCGGAGACAUCUCUUUGCAAGGAUCAAGCAGUCGAGUAUAGCUCUGACUAUAUUCUCGAAAAGGUACGCAGAGUCACGCUGGUGCCUGAACGAGUUAGCGAAAAUAAAGAAAAGAACCGAUAAACGCAAACUACAAGUGAUACCCAUCUUCUUCAAGGUGAAAGCCGCAUCUGUGAGAUACCAAAAGGCUGAGUUCGGUAGCAACUUCUGGAGAUUAGCUAAGAGUUCAAGCGGGGAACAGAUCAAGAAAUGGAAGGAAGCUUUAGAGUCUGUUUCUGACAAAAUGGGCUUGUCCUUAGGCGGCAAAAGGUACCUUACUGAUCAUCCUUAAAAAAUGCUACGACAAUUAUCAGAUUUCUUCGUCGUUUUCCCUCAUGCCCCUCUGAAC